This is a messenger RNA of Zonotrichia leucophrys gambelii, 3353 nucleotides long. RefSeq names its product early growth response 3 (gene EGR3). NCBI's taxonomy places the organism in Eukaryota, Metazoa, Chordata, Aves, Passeriformes, Passerellidae. Bases 116 to 1309 code for a protein of 397 amino acids. Gene Ontology annotation, biological process: regulation of transcription by RNA polymerase II. Gene Ontology annotation, molecular function: RNA polymerase II cis-regulatory region sequence-specific DNA binding; DNA-binding transcription factor activity, RNA polymerase II-specific. The transcript has 2 exons. The record is from RefSeq and is a predicted model, not a curated record.
CCCGCCCCAACUUUUCUUCUUGCAUGAUUUCCCUCGCACGGAUUUGCCACUCGGAUGUUGUUUCCUCGGGAGCCGAGCUCGGAGCCACGUUGAACCAGCCUUUUCCUCCAGUGCUAUGACAGGCAAACUACUGGAGAAGCUGCCGGGGACCAUGAACACUUUGAUGAACCAAUUGCCUGACAAUCUGUACCCAGAGGAGAUCCCCAACUCUUUGAAUAUCUUCUCCAGCACCAGCGACUCGGUGGCUCACUACAACCAGAUGGCUGCAGAUAAUGUUAUGGACAUUGGCUUAGCGAACGAAAAGGCCGGUCAGGAAUUGUCCUCCUACUCGGGCACUUUUCAACCCGCCCCGGGCAACAAGACUGUCACCUACCUGGGGAAAUUCGCUUUUGACUCGCCCUCCAACUGGUGCCAGGACAACAUCAUCAGCCUGAUGAGCGCCGGCAUCCUGGGGGUGCCGCCGUCCUCGGGCGCGCUCACCAGCACGCAGAGCUCGGCGGGCAGCAUGGGGCCGCCGCAGGGCGAGGUGGACCAGAUGUACCCCGCGCUGCCGCCCUACUCCUCCUGCAGUGACCUCUACCCAGAGCCCGUCUCCUUCCACGACCCCCAGAGCAACCCCGGCCUCACCUACUCCCCCCAGGAUUACCAGGCGGCCAAGCCCGCCUUGGACAGCAACCUCUUCCCCAUGAUCCCAGACUAUAACCUCUACCACCACCCCAACGACAUGGGCACCAUCACGGAGCACAAACCCUUCCAGAGCUUGGACCCCAUCCGCGUCAACCCGCCCCCCAUCACCCCGCUGGAGACCAUCAAGGCCUUCAAGGACAAGCAGAUCCACCCGGGUUUCGGGGGGCUGCCGCAGCCGCCGCUCACGCUCAAGCCCAUCCGACCCCGCAAGUAUCCCAACCGGCCCAGCAAGACGCCGCUGCACGAGCGGCCCCACGCCUGCCCGGCCGAGGGCUGCGACCGCCGCUUCUCCCGCUCCGACGAGCUCACCCGUCACCUCCGCAUCCACACGGGCCACAAGCCCUUCCAGUGCCGCAUCUGCAUGCGGAGCUUCAGCCGCAGCGACCACCUCACCACCCACAUCCGCACCCACACCGGCGAGAAGCCCUUCGCCUGCGAGUUCUGCGGCCGCAAGUUCGCCCGCUCCGACGAGCGCAAGCGGCACGCCAAGAUCCACCUCAAGCAGAAGGAGAAGAAGGCCGAGAAGGGCUCGGGGGUGCAGCCCCCCGCCGCGCCCCCCGCCGCCACCGCCACCACCUCGCCGCCCGUCGCCCUCGCCCCCGCCGUCACCACGUGCGCUUGAGGGAUUGUGGGGGGCGGCGCGGUGGCACCCCUUCUCCUCCCCUUGCCCUCGGCACCGCUCCGGGGGGAACCCCACGGUGUUCAGGAUACCGGGCUUGCGCUGCGACGGGUCCGCUCUGCCCGCACCCGGAUUGACCGGGUCCAGGCUGCCCGCACCUGGAUCCUGCCUGCACUUGGAUCGAUGGGACCCGCACCGCCCGCACCCGGAUUGCCCGGACUCUGCGCUGCCCGCGCUGGGAUUGCUCGCAGCACCUGGAUCCCGGCUGCCUGCUCCUGCACCUUCCACAUCCCGGCUGCUUCCACCUGCCCUGCCCGGGCCCGGGCCGCCCGCCCUGCCCGGAUCCCGGCCGCCUGCUCCCGCACCUCCCGGAUCCCGCCCGGGGCCGGGCCGUCCGCACCCUCCUUGCCCGGCUCUCCCGGCUCCUGGAUUACUCGCACCGCCCGAAUCCCGGCUGGAUUGCCCCAUCCCGGCCCUCACCCGGCACCUCCCGGCUCGGGGCUGCCCGGGCGGCCGAUCCCGGGGAUGCUCCCGGCUGACCCGGAUCCCGGGGCUCGGUCCGGGUGGCUGCUCCAGGAUCUGCCCCCAUCCCGGUCCCGUCCUGCCCGGCUCCCCCGGGGCUGCGCGCUCCAGGAUCCGUGAGGGGAUGGAUGGAUGGAUGGAUGGAUGGAUGGAUGGAUGGAUGGAUGGAUGAUGGACUGAUGGAUGGAUGGAGCUCAUCUGGCUCCUCUCCUCGCUGGGCCUGGCGCUCCCGCUGCCCUCCCCAGCCCCGUGUCCCCCCCGUGUCCCCAAGCACCGGCUCCCCGUGCUGGAGGUAAGAGGGCUCAGCCCCCCGAGCCAGGCUGGGGGGGCGGGGGGCGGCUCUGCGGGUCCCCCCAACUCUGGGGAGCGAUGUCCCGGCAGCAGCUUUUGGGUUUGUUUUCUUAUUUUUGGUUUCUUUUCCUUUUUAUUAUUAUUUUUUUUUUCUUUGUUUUCAGCAGAAGGGAAAUUCUUUACAGAAAUACAGGGAAAAAAAAAAAAGCACCCCAGUAUUUUGCUGAAUACUUUUUAUAAUGUGAGAUAUUUUUAUUUUAUUUUAUUUGGUCACUUUAAAACAACCACCCAACUAUGGAGGAGAAAAAUCAAUUAGUCCUCUAUUUUAUUAUUAUUUUUUUUUUUCUUUCUCCUUCUGGUAUGUGCAUGUCAUUGCAUGACUGCUCUGAUUUUUUUCUUCUUUUGUUUUAAUAAAACUGUGCUCAGACAUUUAAGCUAAACUAAGCAAAAAUAAUAAUGACUUAAAAAGAAAAAAAAAUCUUUGUUGCCAAAAGGUCGUGCUAUCCAGGUUUGAUGUCUGCAUGUGAAAAAAAAACACAAAAAAACACAUUAAAAACGUACAAAAAAUAAAGAGAAGAGGAAGAAUGCAGUCUAAUUUAUGUGAACUGAAAGGAACAAAAAAAAAAAAAAAAAACAAACCACAAUCAGGUUUAACCACACAAACCUAAGGGAAUGAUAUUUUUUGAAAGACUUUUGUAUAAAGUUGAGUACUUAGAGAAAAAAAAUCAUACCAGAUGUAAUAUAUUUUGUGGAUGUUUUUAUUUCUUGGAUUUAUAGUACCUUAUACUAAGGUUAAAAAAAAAUUAUGCUUGAUAUUGUGAAAAGGUGAUAAUUUUCACACACAUUUCAUUUGCUCAUUUGUCAUGUUGUAAUGCAAAUAUGAUAGUUAAUGCAUACAGCAUUUUUAAGGGAAAAAAUCAGAAAUAUUGAACUGAUGUAUUGUUGUACCAUUUGCACUGUGAGCAAAUGCUAAUGCAGUAAAUAUAUUGUGUUUGCUGACAAUCAAAAUCUGUAGUAAAUAUCUUUAUUUGCUUAAAUUGAUCUAUAUUGGUUUGGAAAGUAAAAAACACAAGGUUUUAAUGUGUAAGGGGAGUGUAAAAAGGGCUGAAAUGUGCAGGGAAGUGGGUGCUGUUUCUCUUUACGGGCGACUUUGAAACCUGUCUGUACAGAAUUUUUUUUCCUAGUGCUGUAUUUCCUUAAAUAUUAUUUUUUGUAUGAUUUUUUUUAAAAAAAG